This is a messenger RNA of Mytilus californianus (California mussel), 1460 nucleotides long. RefSeq names its product tyrosinase-like protein 1. The record is from RefSeq and is a predicted model, not a curated record. The coding region runs from base 3 to 1403 and encodes 466 amino acids. The transcript is spliced from 4 exons. Lineage: Eukaryota; Metazoa; Mollusca; Bivalvia; Mytilida; Mytilidae. Gene Ontology annotation, molecular function: oxidoreductase activity.
GGAUGCAUACCUACAACACAUUGGUUAGUCUAUUUAUGACUGUGUUGUUUUUGGAUUUUCCUCCAAGCACAGAUGCAGACAUUUUAAGCUAUCAAAUAAAUUCUACGGACCACAAAACAGACUGUUUUAAGAGAGGGAUCAAUAUAAUAUGUUUCAAAGAAUUUCUUCAACCGGCAACAGAGACGCUGAACGAUACAAGCUCCUCUAAUUUCUUAACGGCAUUAUGGCGAAAGAUCAACAGUGAGGUUGAUACAGCUGCUAAUUCUCGACAUAAAAGGCAGGCGGUUGGAGUACCAGUCAGACGGGAAGUCAGAGCAGCUCCAUACGAAACCAACUUUUUCCGUUAUGCGCAAGCUGUACGGAGAUUGAAAAACCAUUUUGGAGUUCGUCAGGAUAUGAAUACCUAUGACAUCAUUGCAACAAUUCAUACAGGCGGAAAUCGAGAACAUCGAGGGUCAGCUUUCUUUUCAUGGCAUAGAAUUUACCUGUUGUUGUAUGAAGCUGCAUUGCAAGCUGUUUUUGGACAAGGUGUAACUGCUCCAUAUUGGGACUCCUCGUGUGACCAAGCGAUGGGAAAUAGACAAUCAAGAACAAUUUUAUUUUCAAAUAAAUAUUUUGGUACACCGCUUGGUCAAGUUACCGAAGGCUUUUUUGCAAACUUACCUGGUCAAAGAAUUAGGCGUGCAAUUAACGGACCGGGAGGAUUAAUUUCCAAAAAUGCAAUUGCAGCCGUGCUAUCAAGAAGAAGCCAUAGUCAGAUUGUACGAUAUGAUCAAAGAAGAUAUUGCUGGGAAUGCUAUCACGACAUGGUACAUGUUUGGGUAGACGGAACCAUGGCAAGCGGGACCUUGGCUGCAUUCGAUCCAAUAUUCUGGUGUCAUCAUGCAUUUGUUGACUACGUCUGGGAAUUAUUUAGAAGACGUAUUGCAAAUGCCCCUGCAGAUUAUCCAUUAGGUUUUCCAACGCAUCCUCCAGAGGGUCAAAUGCGAUUUAACAAUUACAGAUACCGACCAAAUCCACCUAUUACAAAUAGAGAAGGUUACAGUAAUAGAUAUGCCCGUCUUCGACGAUAUGCUCCUGCGCCAUCAUGUGAAAACCAGUGUUCGAAUAGUCCAGACUUAUUCUGUGACAGAAAUAGAAGAAUAUGUAUCUCCCAAGAGGCAGUGCCUGAAGGAUCAGCUCCAAUGGAUGCAGCUGGUGCCCCAGCUUUUGGUGCUUUUAGUGCGGCUACAGCCCCAGUUGAUAUUGCUGCUGGAAUGGCAGAUGUGACAACAACAGUUACAGCCUUACAGAGUAUCCAGCAAGAAUUAUUACAAGAUCUUCCUGCUGGUACUCCUCUUAAUUUGUUCACUGCAGAUCAAAUCGACCCUAACACUCGUCCUUUAUCAGUUUUUGCUGCUUAACAAAUGUGUCGUAUUUAUAGCUUACACCGCAAGUAAAAUAUCAGACACAUGCUUAAA